Messenger RNA from Miscanthus lutarioriparius, 1053 nucleotides. Lineage: Eukaryota; Viridiplantae; Streptophyta; Magnoliopsida; Poales; Poaceae. The record is from the annotation of a GenBank genome assembly.
AUGGAGGUGGCUCUCGGAGCGGCGAAUUGGCUCCUCGGCCAAGUCCUCAACAAGCUGUCCGAUGACUUGCUGAAAGCGUACGUGUUCAGCACCGAGCUCGGCCUCAACCUUGUGAAGAUCAGAAAGGAGAUGCUGUACACUAAAGGGCUGCUGGAGGCGGCCCAGGGGAGGGACUUCGCUGGGAACUCUGGCCUGAAGGGUCUGCUCGAGGACCUGAGCAACAAGGCCGACGAGGCUGAGGACGCUCUGGACGAGCUCCACUACUUCAUGAUCCAGGACAAGCUCGAUGGGACUCGAGAGGCCACUCCAGAGUUGGGAGAUGGCCUCAGAGGCAAAGCUCAGCAUGCCUGCCAUGCUGCUCGCCACACUUCUGGUAACUGGUUCUCAUGCUUCUCUUGUUGCCGUUCGCAAGAUGAGGAUGUUGCUACUACCGACGAUGUCCAUAACACCCAUAGCACAAGCAAUGCCAUUGCCAUGUCUGUUGACCACAGUGGCCAUGAUGGAAAGUUGCCAUUUGACAGGGUGGCAAUGUCCAACAAAAUCAAGCAGCUCUUAGAGGAGCUGCACUCUAACUGUACUCCUGUCUCUGACUUGCUCAAGAUAGUGUCAGGCACUAACCCUCAGCAACACAUGCCUGCCUUCGCUAAAAGGCCUGACACAAGCUCUGAAAUCACACAGGAGAAGUUGUUUGGGAGGGAUGCCAUCUUUGAGAAAACUAUAGAGGAGAUUAUCAGUGUGACACAGAGUGGUAUAACCUUGUCUGUUCUUCCUAUAGUUGGCCCAGGGGGUAUUGGAAAGACUACCUUCACCCAGCACCUCGUCAAUGACACAAGGAUUAAACAAUGUUUUCCUGAUAUUAAUAUCUGGAUAUGUGUAUCGACUAAUUUUGAUGUGCUCAAGCUCACCAAAGAGAUCCUGAGCUGCCUACCCGCAACAGAAAAUGAAGGAAAUAGAACACCAAAUGAAACUACCAACUUAGACCAGCUUCAGAAAUCCAUCGCAGAGAGGCUGAAAUCCAAAAGGUUUCUACUUGUCUUGGGAAUGCAGCAGUAG